AUGGUCAAGUCGAGCGCAGCGGGCUAUGCGCCCCUCUCGCCCUCGCACUCGACCGCCCACAGCGACGACGACCCCGAGGCCUCGCCCGCGUCCACCGACCCGCUCCUCUCGAGCGCCAUCUCGCUCUCGGCCCACGAGCCCGUCUUCACCCUCGUGCAGCGCGUCUCCAAGGAGCUCGAGGACGCCGUCGACACCCCCUUGUCGUGGGACCAGCUCAAGAGCCCCGCCGUAAACUUCUCGCUCGUAAGGCCCCUCGUCCACAAAUUCACCAAAGGCGACAGGCCCCACAUCUCGCUCAUCUACGCCCUCUUGCUCGUUCGCGCCCACUUUGUCGAGCGCGCAGACGACGACCUCGCCUUUGCCGCCGUCAAUGUCGCGCGGUCCGACCUGUGCGAGCUCCUCGCCAUCAAGGCCCUGUCGGCGUACGGCGUCGCGCCCGGCUCGCACGAGCUCCUCCACGUCCUGUCGAUGGCGUUCAACCCGUUCGCCGGCGCCGAGGCCACCAUGUUUGCGCCGGGCGAGGGCGUCGACGAGGCCGAGCUGCACCGCCUCGACCAGUUCGGCAAAGCCGAGGCGACCAACGCGCUCGAGCUCGCCGUCAGUUCGGGCGCCAAACGGUUCCUCAAGAGCCCGCUCGUGCAGCAGGUCGUGCGCGCCAUCGACCGCGGCGACGUCAUCUACACGCCCGAGUCGUCGUCCAACGCGCUCCUCGUCGACUCGUACAAGCCCAAGCCCGUCGUCGAGGUCUACGACUGGCGCCGCCGCCCGUACCUCGACCACCACCGCCUGCGCGUGCCGCGCAUCCGCGGCCGCCUCGAGUUUGCCACGUUCGCCGUCAUGCUCGCCCUGUUCCUCGCGACCCAGGCCACGUACCGCGUCGAGCGCGUCAACGCGUGCGAGGCCCUGUUUGUCCUGUGGGGCAUCGGCUUUGCGCUCGACGAGUGGAGCGCGCUCGCGGCCAACGGCCUGACGACGUACGCCUCGGGCGCGUUCAACAUCCUCGACUCGUGCUUCUGCGUCGUCCUGUUUGCGUUCCUCGGCCUGCGCGCCGUCGGGCUCGCGAGGGGCGACGACGAGCUCGGGACGCUCGCGUUCGACACGCUCGGGUUGGCCGGAUGCGUCCUCCUCCCGAGGUUGACCAUCUCGCUCCUGCGCCACAACGUCGUCCUCCUCGCCCUCGGCGCCAUGAUCAAGGAGUUCACCAUCUUCAUGGGCCUCGCGUUCCUCACGGCAUCGGGCUUCCUGUGCACGUUCCGCAUCCUGUCGCGCGGCACGUGGAGCGUCGGCCGCAUCUCGUGGCUCAUGCUCAAGAUCUGGCUCGGCUCGGCGUUCCUCGGGUUCGAGGCGGCGCAACAGUUCCACGAGUGGUACGGGCCCGCCCUCAUGGUCGCCUUUGCCAUCCUGUCGCAGACCCUCCUCCUCACGAUCCUCAUCUCGCUCCUGAGCAACACGUUCGCGGCCGUCCAGGCCAACUCGGAGGUCGAGCUCAUCUACCAGAUGACGCUCCGCACGCUCGAGCGCGCCAAGGCCGACCCCUUGACGUGCUACGUCCCGCCGCUCAACACGUUCGCGUUUGCCGUCCUCGUCCCGCUCAGGUUCAUCCUCUCGCCACGCGCGUUCCACAAAGCCCAAGUGUACCUCGCGCGCACCCUCAACCUCCCGAUCCUCGUCGCGCUCGCCCUGUACGCGCGCCUC
This is a messenger RNA of Rhodotorula graminis WP1, 1695 nucleotides long. RefSeq lists its product as uncharacterized. The record is from RefSeq and is a predicted model, not a curated record. The annotation marks the transcript as partial. The transcript has 5 exons. Lineage: Eukaryota; Fungi; Basidiomycota; Microbotryomycetes; Sporidiobolales; Sporidiobolaceae.